AUGGGCGCGCGCGUCGCGGGCGGCAAGGCCAACACGGCGGCCAUCAUUGGCUCGUGUGGCGUGACGGCGCAGCACAUGUUCCUCGGCGACGCCGACACGGUGUACAUCGUCGACAAGACCGAGGCGAACCCGCUGCCGACGGCCGACCGCGCCAACUCCGCCACCGCCGCGUCGUUCUCUCUGUCCACCGGCCUCUGCCGGCCGAUGUACACCCAGACGAACCAGUUCUGCGCCGCCGGCGGCCCGCUCGGCGACGGGCGCUGGGUCAGCGGCGGCGGCAACCCGGCGCAAAACGGCCAGGGCCAGGGCGACGGCCUGCGCGCCAUCCGCUCGCUGACGCCGUGCAACACCAACGGCACGUGCCAGUGGAGCGAGGGCAACGGCAACCUCGGCGUCGCGCGCUGGUACCCGGCCGCCGAGACGACGGGCGACGGCUCGAUGAUCUGGCUCGGCGGCUACAACGCGCAGGUGUUCCUGCCGUACCCGCAGAGCGGCAACACGCCCACCGCCGAGUACUUCCCCAGCAAGGGCGGCCUGCUCAACGUGCCCGUGCUCAACCGCGCCUGGCCCUUUUCGCUCUACCCGCUCACGCACUACCUCUCCGACGGGCGCAUCUUCAUCCUUGCCGGCAGCUCCGCCGUCAUCUGGAACCCGACGAACCAGCAGGAGCAGACGCUGCCGAACAUGCCCAACGGCCCGCGCACGUACCCGUCGGGCGGCUCGGCCGUGCUGCUGCCGCUGACGCCGGCGAACAACUACGCCGAGACGUCGAUGCUGUGCGGCGGCAACAGCGCCAUCAAGGACUGGGGCAACCAGUGGUGCCCCGCUGGCGGCUCGUACGCCGUGACGGCCAACACCAAGUGCGACCUGAUCACGCCGCUGGCGAACAACGCGGCGUGGACAUCGGCGCCGGACAUGCCGUCGCCGCGCCUCAUGGGCACGAUGAUCCUGCUGCCCGACAACAACAUCGCACUCGUCAACGGCGCGCAGGCCGGCACGCAGGGCUUCAACUGCGACGGGCCCGGCGGCUCGAUGGCCUCGCGGCCCGCCAACACGGCCUACGUGUACAACCCGCAGGCGCGCACGUGGGCGACGCUCGCGACGCAGCUCGCCAACCGCGGCUACCACUCGAGCGCGACGCUGCUGCCCGACGGCGCCGUGCUCGUCGGCGGCAGCUCGCCGCACGACAACAUCGAGCCGUGGACGGCGCCGUUCCCGAGCGAGUUCCGCCUCGAGAAGAUCUUCCCGUCGUACUACGACGCGCCGCGGCCCAGCAACGCCGCCGUGCCCACUGCCUUCCCCUACGGCGGCGCCGCGUUCACCGUCACGUUUGGCUCGGCGGGCGAGGCGCAGGGCGCGUACGUGCGCCUCAUCCGCACCGGCUGGUCGACGCACGGCCUGCAGAUGCAGCAGCGCUCGUACGAGCUGCGGCGUACCGUCAACGGCAACGCGGUGACGUUUGCGGGCAUGCCCUCGGGCGCCAACCGCAUCUUCCCGCCGGGCGCCGCGCUGGCGUUCCUCGUCGUCAACGGCGUGCCGGCGAUGGGCAAGAGCGCCAUUGUCGGCUCGGGCCGGCUGUAG
Molecule: messenger RNA, 1581 nt
Organism: Tilletiopsis washingtonensis
Lineage: Eukaryota; Fungi; Basidiomycota; Exobasidiomycetes; Entylomatales
Product: galactose oxidase
Exons: 1
Coding region: 1-1581 (526 amino acids)
Source: RefSeq, a predicted model, not a curated record